GAACCCUAAAUCAAACAUCAACAGUUAAAAUAUUUACAUAAGAUAACUAAGUUAUCUUAUAACGAUCAUUUAUAAAUUAACUGUUGACAGUGACACACUUGAAAAGCAACAAAAAAUAAUAUUUAUAACUUUAUUGUCAACGUUCUUUGCAAGUCAUGGUCGCGACCAAGGUUAUAACUUAACACUCAGAUUAUUUUUCAAUAACUAAAUGACUACUGAACAGGUCGUACAGAUAAACUAAAAAAAAUCUCUUAUCUAAUAUUCCACCGAAAAGUUUUUUAACGAAAAAGGUUUCGUUUUAAAAAUGUUUUUCUUAAAACUUUUCGUGUUUUCAUCUGUGCUUGUGUGUGUGUUUCCAUUGGACCCAAGUGUAGUGUCAGUGAAGACCAGUAUAGGAGAGGUCCUCGGCCGGAGAGGAGACCACUUCACCACGUUCCUGGGGCUGCCGUACGGGGAUGUGGACGACAAUGAUCCUCUCGGGCCAGCGACACCACACCCAGACUUCGAGACACCAUUCGAAGCCUUCUCCGACCUAGCGCUCUGCCCGCAGUUCGUCGACGGGGAGGCGACCGGGACCGUCCACUGUCUGCAGCUCAACGUGUACACCCCCAACCACGUGACGGCGGGAGACAAGCUGCCUGUCAUGGUGUACAUCCACGGAGGAGCCUUUGUGGAAGGGAACAGUCGCUUGUCGACCUUUUCUCCCAAAUUCCUAAUCAGGCAUGACGUGAUUGUGGUCGCAAUCCACUAUAGAUUGGGAGCGUUUGGCUUCAUAUGCCCAAGACGGAAAGAAUACAGGAACCAAGGGUUAAAAGACCAGUUUCUAGCUCUUAAAUGGGUGAAGAGAGUUAUUAAAGACUUUGGAGGAGAUAAUGGAAAUGUCACAUUGAUAGGACACAGUGCAGGAUCUAUUUCUGCAGAUCUUCUACUUUUAAAUACCGAAGGAUUAUUCAAUAAAGUCAUUUUGCAAAGCGGCAACGCAGCCACUCCUACUUUUAUUGAAGAUAAUUCGCAACCAACGGAAAAUAUACAAAGCAAUGUUGUUAAUAUGAUGGAUAGAGAAUUUAAAGAUUUAGUUUCUAAUAUGAAUAUCAGUUAUAUAUUAGAAUCUACAUCCAAUGUCACUUUUAGAGUUUGUUUCGAUGAAUUAGUUAAAAAAACUCCAGACUCAGAUUUAGAAGGUUUUAAAAUAAUGUUGGGAACUACUUGGGAAGAAGGAUUGUUUUUAUAUCCUAAUGCAGUUGAAGACAGAAACUUUACUGAGAAUUUUAAUUAUUCAAUCAUUCUAAAAAACACUUUUCCCAAUAUAGAUGACCGUGGCAAUGAAAUUGUCAAAAACUUUUAUUUACAAAACGGCGUCGUUGACUUUUCAUCUGACUAUAUUUUCAAUUAUCCUUCAGAAAGAUCGGUGAGAUAUUAUUUGAGGAAUAACGCUGUGGUAUACAGAUACAUAUUUAAUUACGAUGGCGGCAGGAAUUAUAUGAAGGUAAUGAAAAACAUAACGAUUCGAGGAACAACACAUGCUGAUGAACUGGGAUACUUGUUUGACAUGAGCAUGUUUGACACAAACAUUAGUGACGCAGAUCAACUUAUGAUAGACAGGAUGACGUCACUGUGGACGAAUUUUGCUAAGUAUGGAGACCCCACCCCAUCGCCAAGCCCAGUGUUACCUGUCAGAUGGUCCCCUACGACUGCAGACCAGGGCUCCUACUUGGACCUCGACGCUGCGCUGAGUCUGCGCUCCGGGGGACCAUUCGAGAGAGUGGCGUCCUUCUGGGACCUGUUCUAUCACCACUACGCUAAGUUCUAUAAGGGGAUUGAUUUACACGAUCUUCAUGACUUUGAUAUGGAAAAUGGUAGUGUUAUGAUUAGCAUAUCUUAUUAUUGUAUAUUUUUACUUAUGUUUAAGUUUUUUAUGUAAAUACCAGCUUUAGCCUGCGGGGCAAUCGUAAAUGAUCCCACGGGAACAUUAACUUGGGAUGAAAAACUAUCCUAUGUGUUAAUCCAAGUUAUAAACUAUCUA
This is a messenger RNA of Trichoplusia ni (cabbage looper), 2023 nucleotides long. Its product is annotated as acetylcholinesterase-like. Lineage: Eukaryota; Metazoa; Arthropoda; Insecta; Lepidoptera; Noctuidae. The record is from RefSeq and is a predicted model, not a curated record. The transcript is spliced from 3 exons. Bases 305 to 1921 code for a protein of 538 amino acids.